AUGUAUUGGAGGGGAAAUGAUUCUAUCGCCUGCCCAGGAGCCUUUCACUCCAGGUACGAGAAUCUGGAGGUCUACCAAGCGGAAGUUUCCCUCCCAGAGGAGCUCUACCCAUUUGCCACCUCGGGUAGAAGCCUCCCACUUGUCGAGAUUGACGAGGACCCACUCUUGUCCCAUAUCAGAUAUAGCGUGUCGCUUGAAGAGAAGGAGUACGGGCUUGUAACGUUUGGGGAGGUUGUAGUGGGGCGCAAAGUGUGUGACGUUGAGG
This is a messenger RNA of Acaulospora colombiana, 265 nucleotides long. Lineage: Eukaryota; Fungi; Glomeromycota; Glomeromycetes; Diversisporales; Acaulosporaceae. The record is from the annotation of a GenBank genome assembly.